Molecule: messenger RNA, 3081 nt
Organism: Bipolaris victoriae FI3
Lineage: Eukaryota; Fungi; Ascomycota; Dothideomycetes; Pleosporales; Pleosporaceae
Exons: 5
Coding region: 1-3081 (1026 amino acids)
Biological process (GO): phosphatidic acid biosynthetic process; cell motility; intracellular signal transduction
Molecular function (GO): D-type glycerophospholipase activity
Source: RefSeq, a predicted model, not a curated record
AUGUCUCGCCGAGACGACGACUUGGCGUACGGUGAGUACAAUGCCCAAGAAGGGCAGGAGGGCGAUCGCGGCCUCAUAGGCGACAUGGGUCGGCGUUUUGGCUUUGGCAAAAAAGAGAAUACCCAGCCUCAGUCUUCAUCCUCACAGCAAGGUGGCGGUGGCGGCAUGUCGUUCUUCAAAAAACUCCAUGAUCCUCUUCAUGAUUUCGUCUCCGAUCUCAAAGAUGCCAUAAGUGGCGACGACAACAACAAUCAGCAGAAACCCCCAGCGGGAACAUCCGAGCAGACAGGACAGUCUGUAGCCGCCCAAGAAUACCAUCAACAACAUCGCUUCUCCAGCUUCGCCCCAGAACGACAUGGCAACGAGACCAAGUGGUAUGUCGAUGGAUGCUCGUACAUGUACGCCGUAUCCAUAGCUCUCGAGCGCGCCAAAGAGUCCAUCUGGAUUCUCGACUGGUGGCUUUCCCCCGAGCUCUACCUUCGCCGUCCUCCUGCCAAGAACCAGCAGUAUCGUGUUGACCGCAUGUUGCUUGCUGCUGCUGAGCGCGGCGUCAAGGUCAACAUUAUUGUUUACAAGGAGGUUACCCAAGCCCUUACUCGUAAGUUACUGAACCCGUUGCUGCCCAACUAUCUUCAUUCUCUCCUACCGAGUUCGACGGACAUGUUUACCAAAGCGCUUACGCGCAUCGGCCUGGAUAUCAUAUUCAAAUCGCUUGAAGAGUGGGAAAAGACAGAUCCGCUGAUUGCCCCACCUAUUACAGUCUCCUCAGCCCAUACAAAACACCACUUGGAAGAUCUCCACCAAAACAUUGGUGUUUUCCGACACCCCGAUCACUUGCCUGACGCCGCAGUGCUGCAAUCGAAUUUCUUCGCUUCUAUGAAGAACAUGUCUUUCACUCCGGCAGCACUCGCUCAACUCCCAGGAGAUGGCCUCAAGGCAAUCUACGGUGCUCACGAAGGCACAGUCAUGUACUGGGCUCAUCACGAAAAGCUUUGCUUGAUCGAUGGCCACAUCGCAUUCAUGGGAGGACUAGACUUGUGCUAUGGCCGAUGGGACACCAACCAGCACGCAAUUGCUGAUGCCCAUCCUGGCAAUAUCGACAGAAUUGUCUUCCCAGGUCAGGACUUUAAUAAUGCUCGUAUGCUGGACUUCCAGGACGUCACCAACUGGGAAAACAACAAGCUUGACAGGACCCAAAGCUCUCGUAUGGGAUGGUCCGAUGUUGCCUUGUGUGUCUCCGGUCCGGUUGUUCAGGAUCUGCGUACUCAUUUUACGCAACGCUGGAAUUUCAUCUACGACGAAAAGUACAGCAAGAAAGCCACCCGAUACGCCAGACUACCCGAUACCAGCAGCGGUGCUCAACAGGCGCCAACUCAACAACGGGAUUUCGAAGGAGACGAAGGAGAGCGUGGUUUCGGUGGCCAUGAAGAGGGUGAUCGAGGAAUUUUCGGCCACGGUGGUCUACGCCAGAAGAUGUACAGCAAGUUUGAUCAGUACGGUCAGGGUCACGGUUCCUACCAACCUCACCAACAGUCCCAUGCGGAGCACAGCUCGCAGAAGGGUGGUGUCGACUGCCAAAUUACACGAAGCUCUGCCAAAUGGAGCCAUAACCUGGUCACCACUGAGCAUUCGAUUCAAAAUGCCUACUGCGAAAUCAUCCGCAACAGCAAGCAUUUCAUCUACAUUGAGAAUCAGUUUUUUAUAACUGCCACAGGUGACCAGCAGAAGCCGAUCAAGAACAAGGUCGGUGCGGCCAUUGUUGAACGCAUUGUCCGCGCUGCGAGAAAUGGCGAGAGGUACAAGAUGAUUGUUAUGAUUCCGGCUGUGCCGGCUUUUGCGGGUGAUCUGAAGCUCGAUGAAGCACUCGGUACCCGUGCUAUUAUGGAAUUCCAGUACGACUCCAUCAACCGUGGUGGUCACUCGAUCUACGAGGAGAUUGCCAAGGCAGGAUUCAACCCAAUGGAGUACAUCCGAUUCUACAACCUUCGCAGCUACGACCGUAUCAACUCCAGUCAGGUCAUGCAGGAGACGGAGCAGCGCAGUGGUGUUUCUUACACGCAAGCUCAGGAGGGCUUCGAUGCUGCCCACGACAACGCACGUGGCUACCAGGCUUAUCGUCCCCCGCCUACUCAGGAAUAUGGCGUGUACGAAAUGGACGGUUCCUCCGCCCCUCAACAGCAGUACGAUGGUGGCCCACAAAGCCAAGGCAGGAAGAGCGACUAUGACCGUUACCAGCAAGAAGCAAUGAAGGUCGGUGGGCGACAAGGCCUUGGCGAUGGACGCUGGGAUACUGUCAGCGAGUGUUACAUGCUCGGAGGCGAGGACAUUCGUAACGUGCCCUGGGAAGGUAGUCCCGAUGCUGAGAUGGAUGCUUUUGUGUCUGAAGAGCUAUACAUUCAUAGCAAGCUCUUGAUCGCUGAUGACCAGGUUGUCAUCUGUGGGUCCGCUAACCUCAACGACCGCUCGCAACUUGGCGAUCACGACUCUGAGAUCGCGAUCAUCAUCCACGACCCCAACACGGUAGAGUCUUCCAUGGACGGACAGCCAUGGCGCGCGUCCGAGUUUGCCGCAUCUCUUCGAAGGGAAAUCUUCCGAAAGCAUCUCGGCUUGCUCAAACCUCAGGACAUGGAGCGACCAGAUGCCAACUAUGAGCCUGUAGGAAUUCCCAACCAAUACGAUUGGGGAUCGCAGGAAGAUCGCCAAGUUGUAGACCCCAUCUCUGAAGAGUUCUGGAACCUAUGGAACUGGAGAGCACACACCAACACACAGGCUUUCGGAAAAGUGUUCCACCCCGUGCCCAGUGACGAGGUCAAGAACUGGAAGCAAUAUGACGAGUACUAUUCUCGCUUCUUUGGUCAGGAUGAGAAGGCCAAAGAGAACAAGAAGCCGUCAUUGUACAAGUGGGGCCAUGUUGUUGCCGAAAACUUUGCUCCAGGCGAGCAGGGUGUGCGCGAGGUCAAGGAGAUUCUCAGCACGAUCAAGGGCAACCUCGUUGAGAUGCCAUUGCUUUUCCUGAAAGAGGAAGACAUUGCCAAGGAGGGUGUGGGGCUGAAUGCUCUUACCGAGGAGCUUUACACUUAG